Messenger RNA from Pteronotus mesoamericanus, 1456 nucleotides. It is a transcript of the gene PLEKHO1, whose product is annotated as pleckstrin homology domain containing O1. The transcript is spliced from 6 exons. Gene Ontology annotation, cellular component: ruffle membrane; muscle cell projection membrane. Gene Ontology annotation, biological process: regulation of myoblast fusion. The record is from RefSeq and is a predicted model, not a curated record. Bases 118 to 1347 code for a protein of 409 amino acids. Lineage: Eukaryota; Metazoa; Chordata; Mammalia; Chiroptera; Mormoopidae.
AGGAGGCGAGUCCGCCAGGGGGAGGGAGGGUGGAGCGGCGGCGUCGCCGGGGGCAUCUCCGCCACCCUCCCCGGGAAGGAGCCCCUGGCCGUGGCCCCCGCGCCCGCACCCCCUGGAAUGAUGAAGAAGAACAAUUCCACCAAGAGGGGGCCGCAGGAUGGCAAUCAUCAGUCCGCGCUGCCUGAGAAGGUCGGCUGGGUCCGGAAAUUCUGCGGGAAAGGGAUUUUCAGGGAGAUUUGGAAAAACCGCUAUGUGGUGCUGAAAGGGGACCAGCUCUACAUCUCUGAGAAGGAGGUGAAAGAUGAGAAAAAUAUUCAGGAGGUGUUCGACCUGAGUGACUAUGAAAAGUGUGAAGAGCUCCGGAAAUCCAAGAGCAGGAGCAAGAAAAAUCAUAGCAAGUUCACUCUCGCCCACUCCAAGCAGCCGGGCAACACGGCACCCAACCUGAUCUUCCUGGCAGUGAGUCCAGAAGAGAAGGAAUCAUGGAUCAAUGCCCUCAACUCUGCUAUCACCCGGGCCAAGAACCGCAUCUUGGAUGAGGUCACCGUUGAAGAGGACAGCUAUCUCGCCCACCCCACUCGAGACAGGGCAAAAAUCCAACACUCCCGCCGCCCCCCAACUCGGGGACACCUAAUGGCCGUGGCUUCGACCUCUACCUCGGAUGGGAUGCUGACCUUGGACCUGAUUCAGGAGGAAGACUCUUCGCCUGAAGAACCAACCUCUUGUGCCGAGAGCUUUCGGGUUGACCUGGACAAGUCAGUGGCCCAGCUCGCAAGCAGCCGGCGGAGGGCAGACUCAGACCGUAUUCAGCCCUCCUCAGAUCGGGCAAGCAGCUUUCCCCGACCUUGGGAAAGGCCAGACAAGGGGGCCACCUACACCCCCCAGGCACCCAAGAAGUUGACCCCCACGGAGAAAGGCCGCUGUGCCUCCAUGGAGGAGAUUCUGUCUCAGCGGGACACUGCCCCAGCCUGCGCCCUCCCCCUGCGGGCCGAGGACCCCCCAUCCCUCAUCGCACCCCACCCGGGGCAGCUGUCCCGGAUCCAGGACCUGGUGGCAAGGAAACUGGAGAAGACUCAGGAGCUGCUGGCAGAGGUUCAGGGACUGGGAGAUGGGAAGCGAAAGGCCAAGGACCCCCCUCGGUCUCCUUCCAAUUCUGAGUCAGAGCAGCUGCUGCAGGAGACAGAGCGGCUGCUGGGAGAGGCGUCAUCAAAUUGGAGCCAGGCGAAGAGGGUGCUGCAGGAAGUCAGGGAGCUGAGGGACCUGUACAGACAGAUGGACCUGCAGACCCCUGACUCCCACCUCAGGCAGACCGUUCAGCACAGUCAGUACCGGAAGAGCCUCAUGUGAAGGAAGGGGACAGGGUCUGGAACUCUGGAGGGCGGGGCCCAGACUUAUCUCCAAGUGUUGCAGGAUAAAUCUUUUUUAUUUACCUCAGUUAAAAAAAAGAAAACAAAAA